AUGCAUGUGAAGCUUAAAGCUGUAUAUACACUUGUCGAGCAGCUGUAUACCGGGAGUCAACGUGCAUUAGCCACCAUUUCGCCAACAGGUGAAGCACCAACUAUGCUGAUAGAUGUGUUAAAGAGACUCGCCGUGCUGCCUGUGAGAUUUGACGAAAUAAAGCGAUCCUCUGCAAGAGCUGGCACAAUGACGGCUUUGAGCCGGGCCAAGGCAUGGGUACCAGAGCUUGACCCGUCUGAGUUUCUACGGGGGAUGUCAGAGAAGGACGAGAAGAUCAAAUUAUUAGUAGACAUGGGCUUUUCUAAAGAUGAAGCAAAUAUGGCUAUUACAAGAUGUGGUAUGGAUGUUGAUCUAUGUGAAUUAGUUGAUUCGAUAAGUGCAUCACGAAUUACAGAAGAUAGUCAUUCUAGAAACUUAUCUGACCAUCAGGUCACAGAUCAGUGCUUCCAUUCAUUUGGAGGGAGAAAGAAAGCAAGAUUGAUGGAAGAGAGCAAGAAAAAGAGGAACCGGUAUGGAGGUACAGCACAGGGAAAUCAACCCUCCUUGGAUGGUAGCCAUGAUGAACCAAUGCCUCUCCCAAAUCCAAUGGUUGGGUUUAAUUUGCCAGGUAAUUCGCAACCAUCAAUUACUAGAAUACUUCCUAAACAAGAUAGUGGACCACCCUUUUUCUACUAUGAAAAUGUGGCCCAUGCUCCCAAAGGCCAUUUGUGUGCAACUGCAAGGAAAAGAGGCUACAUCCAUAAUUUGCCAAUUGAGAAUAGAUCACCUAUUCUUCCUAUGCCUCCAAAGACCAUAUUUGAGGCAUUCCCUCAUUACAAGAAGUGGUGGCCUUCAUGGGACCUGAGAACACAUCUCAAUUGCUUGCAAACAAAUGUUGCAAGUGCGAAGCUGACAGAACGGAUCGGGUGUGCUCUUGCAAGCUGGGACAGUCCACCGACUCGAAGUGUUCAAAAAUAUGUCAUGAAUGAGUGUAGAAAAGGGAAUCUUGUCUGGAUUGGAAAGAACAAGGUUGCUCCAUUGGAGCCUCAAGAGAUGGAAUAUCUACUCGGUUUCCCAAAGGAUCACACAAGGGGACUAGGCAUCACGGAGAGAUACAAGUGUCUCGGCAACACAUUUCAAGUUGAUACAGUUGCUUACCACUUGUCCGUUUUGAAGGUCAUGUUUCCCAAUGGUGUUAAUGUGUUGUCCUUAUUCACCGGUAUUGGAGGAGGAGAGGUAGCUUUGCACAGGCUGGGCAUCCACAUGAAGGCAAUGGUCUCUGUAGAGAUAAGAAAAGCUAAUAAGAGGAUUUUUAAGGGUUGGUGGGAUCAGACUCAGACAGGCACGCUCAUUGAGAUUGAUGACGUGAAAUCUCUUACCGAUGAUAGGAUUUUAUUAUUUGUUAGUAGAUUUGGCGGCUUCGACUUGGUGAUUGGGGGCAGCCCAUGUAACAAUCUUGCCUGGUGCAACAGAUACAACCGUGAUGGCUUGGAGGGCGAGCAAUCUGCUUUGUUUUGA
Molecule: messenger RNA, 1497 nt
Organism: Triticum aestivum (bread wheat)
Lineage: Eukaryota; Viridiplantae; Streptophyta; Magnoliopsida; Poales; Poaceae
Product: DNA (cytosine-5)-methyltransferase DRM2-like
Exons: 5
Coding region: 1-1497 (498 amino acids)
Cellular component (GO): nucleus
Molecular function (GO): DNA (cytosine-5-)-methyltransferase activity; protein binding
Source: RefSeq, a predicted model, not a curated record